This is a messenger RNA of Peronospora matthiolae, 3123 nucleotides long. The record is from the annotation of a GenBank genome assembly. NCBI's taxonomy places the organism in Eukaryota, Oomycota, Peronosporomycetes, Peronosporales, Peronosporaceae.
AUGUCGUCAUCGUCGUCCUCCACCUCCGAGCAGCGCGUGGCGUUCCGCUCGACUGCCGUCGUCACGGGCUUUGACGGGAAAGUCGAAUGUGUGACGCACUACUCGUCCCGCGUUGUGCUGGGCUCGCAAGAUGGUCGCCUCGUUAUGUACGACACACGAAAAGGCACGUCGACCGCCACUGCGUCGCACACGUUCGCCCACGGCAAACGCGUGGACCAACUGCUUGCUGUGCCCCACAUCCGCAUGCUCAUUGCAGUGUCCAACGGACAAGUGUCUGCCCACGGCGCGACGGACCUCAAGACGCUCGAGUUUGACUUUUCCAAGGCCAAUGCGCACCACGUGCGACUUGUGUGUGUGAAUCAGCGUGGACCACCUCAUUUUCGGCUGGGCGUCGCGCUUCUCAAACGAAAAGCAAUUGCAAUCUACCAGUACUCGAGCACGGAUAAGAAAUAUUCGUUUUUGCGGGAAUUUAGUACCCAAGAUGUACCAGAAGCCAUGAGCUGGUACCGCAACAAAGUCAUGGUCGGGUUCCGGAAAAACUACUUUUUGCUGAAUGACAAGUCGGGUGAAGCCACGCCUGUGAAUGCACCAGGAAUCCAGGACCCCACUGUGUUCCCAGUUGUCAAGUUGUUGCCGAAAGAAGAGAUUCUCGUCACGGUGAUGGAUCGAGUGGGCGUGUUUGUGAGCUUUACGGGCGACACAAUGCCCAAGAAUUCAAUCACGUGGUCGCAAAGUCCGCAGCAAGUGGAAUUCUCUUCGCUCUACUUGCUGGCUUUAGUACCAAGGGUGGGUGUCGAGAUCCAUCGUGCUAGUGACGGCGUGCUGGUCCAAACGAUGCCAAUGGCUCGAGCAGUCUGUAUGUUUGCGAACGGCAUGAAGUGGGACAUGGAGCCGAGACCGAGUGGGGAUAGUGAAGAUGUCGUGAUGGUUGGCGUGAGAGACUCGAACGGAACGUCGAGUGUCAUGAAAGUUGAACCUAUGCCGCAUGAUCAACAGGUUGGCGAGCUGUUAGAUCGCGGACAGAUCGACGAAGCCCAAAACUUUGUGCGCAAGUCCAUUGCGUCUUUGUCGAGCGAAAAGCAGCGCAGCAAGAUUAAACGCUUCCAGCGUCAGGCUACAGUAGCGCUGCUGCGCCGAUUGGAGUUUGACAAUGCAGUAGACUAUAUGUAUCGUGCUGCCAUUGAGCCGUGUGAGUUCAUCGCCUUUUUUCCUGAUCUCCAGUGUGCGUCAUUCGCGUAUGAACCUUCCGUUUUCAAAUCUGAGGUGCUCCCACGCGGCAGCAGCUCUGCACCAGACAUCACGUCUGUUAUCCAGGAACUGCUGUCAUCACCGCGCACACUUUUGGAUAGUGACGUCGCCAAAAGUGAUGUCGCUGAUCUCGUUAAUGCCGCGCAGAAAGCGCUUCUUAAGUUUCUGGGCCAAUACAAGAAGCAUCAGCGCGACAAGGCCCGUGCUCGUGCGACCCCUGCGUCAUCUUCAAGAGGCCGCUCUACAUCGGCGGGAGCUGGAGGCAGUCCUAAAGAUGUGCGUCGUGUAGAAGCCAUUGACACUGCACUUUUCCGCCUUUACGUUCAUUUCAAGAGGUACAAAGAGCUGCUUGCUCUCAUCCAGGAGCCCAAUCCAGACGUAGAAGGCCCACCAGGAUCUCUUGGAGGCUGCGCUCUUGAAUUGGAAACAUGCCAAGCGCUGUUGGUGAAACACAAUCUUUACUACGAGGCUGCCCAGUUGCUGUGUGCUCAUCAGAAUUAUGACAAGGCCCUGGAAAUAUUAGCUCUCUUGCACCAUGGCGAGUACAAGCAGCGUAGUGGUUCAAGUGGCAUGCCAAAGUCUUCGAUUGAAGCAGCGAUCGAUGUUUUGGUGGCAGUGCCCGAGUCGGAGAGCGAGUUCAUCUUCAAGCAAUCAAUUUGGAUCAUUAAGGCGACGUCUGCUAAGCAAGCUUUGCGUAUUUUCACGGACCGUCGACCGCCGUUGCCUUCGAACGAUGUGGUAGCGCAUUUGCGAGAGUAUUCGGACGAUCCUGCGAUUGUCCAGAGGUAUCUUGAAACCCUCGUCAAGGCUACUGGUGAAACUGGCGCGAGUGCAGCAGGUGCGACAGCUGCCGUUGGCGACAGCGGAAGUGGAAACGUUGCAGGGGGUAGUAGUCGAGGCUUUUCUGUCUUUGUUGAUCCAGGUGGCGCAGAGCUGGGAGUGAAUGACAGUUACAGUCACUUUCUAGCCGGCGAUAACGAUGAUGACGACGAGCCUGCUCGUGAGCCAGGUGGUGGCGUGGCAUCAAUUGCGGUUGACCCGCACCACACUCGCUUGGCACUGGAAUAUCUGGAUGAAACCCUUCGGCUUGUAGCCAAGGGCGAGGUGCCGUCAAAAUCUCAGCCAGGCAAAGAGUCCGGCGCGUUAGGUGAUACGCGCAAGAGACUUCUGAAAUUCCUCAAGUCGAGCUCUUCACGCUACGAUGUCGCACCGCUUGUGGAGAAAAUAAGGGGCAAGGCGCUGUACAACGAGUUCGUGAUCCUUUGUGGCCGAGGCGCGCUGCACGAGGAAGCCAUCACGUCGCUAGUGUACGAGCUCAAUGAUUUGCGUGGAGCCGAGAGCUACUCCGUCAAGUAUGGAGCGCACGCGCCAUCGGCUGGAUCGGCAGCACUGGCCAAGCAGAAGGCCGGGGCUGCCAUGGAGCGCAACGAAGCGUUGAUGAAGUUGCUGAAGAUAUGCUUUGCUCCUCGUGACGAGUCUAAAAAGGCAGCAUUUCAUGACUUUGGCUUCCAACUGCUUGCUCGCCACGGAAAAAGCCUGGACAGUGCUGCAGUGCUCGAGAUGGUGCCGCCGAGCACGCCGUUGUCGAAACUUGGUGAAUUCUUUGCACAGGCGCUGCCGCAUAGUGCACACAACGUGCGGGAGAUGAGCAUCGCGAAGUCGUUGUCGAACGUCUACAACUUGCAAGUCCAAUGCGACCGCGUCGAGCGUCUCACUCAGAGUGUGCAGGUGGACCCGAAUACGCUCUGCCCCGUGUGCCGCAAGCGUAUUGGUGACAUCGUGUUUGCCGUUUACCCGAAUAACAAGGUCGUGCAUUACAAUUGCACGAACAGCAACCUCCAGCUUUGUCCCGUAACGGGUGAACACUUCACCUAA